CGUCCAGCAGCUGAUCGGUAAUCCAGAAGAAGUUUCCGCUCAGUUAGGGGGGAGCUCCACUUUGAAGCAGGAGACUCCACAACCACCCUGCAUUAAAAAGGAAGAGGAGGAACUCUGCAUCACUCAGGAGGGAGAGUGUCUUCUAGGACGAGAGGAAGCUGAUUACACCAAGUUUCCACUGAGUAUUCUCUCUGUGAAGACUGAAGAUGAUGAAGAGAAACCACAAGUAGACAACCUCUUAGCUCCACUAUCAGACAGUGAGGCUGAAGAUGAUGAAGAGAAACCACAAGUAGACAACCUCUUAGCUCCACUAUCAGAUAGUGAGGCUGAAGACGAGGUUGAAGUAACUUUGAGCAGCGAUAAAGACUGUGAAGGUGAUAUGAGGACUCACACUGACAACAAACACUCUGAAUGCUCUACAAAGAAGAGAGGUAAAACAUGUUUGAGCUGCUCAGUUUGUGCUGAAAGUUUUACUCAAAAGAGCAGUUUGACUCGACACAUGAGAACACACACAGGUGAAAAACCAUUCAGUUGUUCAGUUUGUGCCAAAAGCUUUUCUCGAAAAUGUGGUUUGACUCAACACAUGAGAACACACACAGGAGAAAAAACAUUUAAUUGUUCCCUUUGUAGCAAAAGCUAUUCGCGAAAUUGCAGUUUGACUGAACACAUGAGAACACACACAGGUGAAAAACCAUUUAAUUGUUCAGUUUGUUGCAAAAGCUUUUCUCAAAAUAGCACUUUGAUUCAACACAUGAGAACACACACAGGAGAAAAACCAUGUACUUGUUCAGUUUGUGGCAAAGGCGUUUCUCAAACUAGCUAUUUGACUAAACACAUGAGAACACACACAGGUGAAAAACCAUUUAGUUGUUCAGUUUGUGGCAACAGCUUUUCUGUUAAGAGUAAUUUGACUCAACACAUGAGAACACACACAGGAGAAAAAACAUGUAAUUGUUCAGUUUGUGGCAAAAGCUUUUCUGUUAAGAGUAAUUUGACUGAACACAUGAGAACACACACAGGUGAAAAACCAUUUAAUUGUUCAGUUUGUGGCAGAAGCUUUUCUCAAAAUAGCUGUUUGACUCUACACAUGAGAACACACGCAGGAGAAAAACCAUUUAGUUGUUCAGUGUGCUGUAAAAGGUUCCAACAAAAAGCAGACGCAGUAAAACACAUAAGAACACACAAGGGAAAAUAACCAAUUAGCUGUUUAGUUUGUGGUAUGUUGCUCAUAUGUGGCGACAUCCACCCUACCCAGGACCUCCUCACUGCUUCUUUCACAAAUAUCUGAGGUAUUCAUACAAACUUGGAUUAUUUGGAGCAUAAUCUUAUCCACUCAUGACCCCAUGUCUUCUCUGUAUCUGAAACCUUCCUGAACAGUAAGAUAGAUGAUGCUUCAAGUGCUUGGUUACUCCUUCUUCAGUCCAGGGACCUGGGGCCUCAUGUGUCAAGUUUGUACACGCUCAAAAACCUGCACUACACCCUUUUUCACUGCAAAAUUGAGAUGUAUCAAAACUGACUAACGCAUAAGUGAUGCUGGGUAACUGUUUGCAUAACAAAUUGCCAACUUUUACUCUUCAGACUGAUUGAUGUGCAAAUCAGAGACAUAUGAACAAUUAACCCCCAACACCCACAACCCAACCCCCACCUCCCUCGACAUGGUCCUGGUGGAGAUCUACACUCUUAGUGCUUUUCGUCUUUAU
Molecule: messenger RNA, 1700 nt
Organism: Nerophis lumbriciformis (worm pipefish)
Lineage: Eukaryota; Metazoa; Chordata; Actinopteri; Syngnathiformes; Syngnathidae
Source: RefSeq, a predicted model, not a curated record